This is a messenger RNA of Scaptodrosophila lebanonensis, 1737 nucleotides long. RefSeq names its product protein krueppel. Bases 1 to 1737 code for a protein of 578 amino acids. The record is from RefSeq and is a predicted model, not a curated record. NCBI's taxonomy places the organism in Eukaryota, Metazoa, Arthropoda, Insecta, Diptera, Drosophilidae. The transcript has 3 exons.
AUGGCCAUAUCGUUGCUUCAGGACGCACAAACACGAAGCCUUGCCGCAGCACUGGCGGGCAUGAAACGUGAAGAGGUCGAUCGGUCUCUGUCCCUAUCGCCGCCCAUGUCGGCCAACACCUCGGCGAGCAGCGCGGCCGCCAUGUAUCCGGGACUGCAGCAAGCAGCGGCCGCAUCGGCCUUUGGCAUGCUCUCGCCCACACAGCUAUUGGCGGCGAAUAGACAGGCGGCCGCCUUUAUGGCACAGCUUCCCAUGUCCACACUGGCGACCACAUUGUUUCCACACAAUCCGGCCGCGUUGUUUGGCGCUUGGGCCGCCCAGCACCAGCAACAGCAGCAGCCGGCAAUGCCGCCCAGCACACAUCUGCACUCGCCACCCGCCAGUCCGCACUCGCCAUUGGCCACCACACCAGUGGCCAUGGGCAAGCAUGCUCUGAUCUCGCCCACAGCCACGCCGCAGCAUCAUGGUGGCGAGCCGGCGAAGAAGGCGCGCAAAUUGUCCGUGAAGAAAGAGUUCCAGACGCCCGCCAUUGAGAUAAGCAUGAGCGUCAGCGAUUUGUAUCACACGCCCGGUGGUCCCAUUUCGCCACCCUCGAGCGGCUCCUCCCCGAACUCAACACACGAGGCAACCAGUGGUAAUGGUGGCAGCGGCAAUGGCCCCGCACCCAAGGAUCCUGCCAGAGAUAAGAGCUUCACCUGCAAGAUCUGCUCGCGCUCGUUUGGCUACAAGCACGUCCUCCAGAAUCACGAGCGCACACACACCGGCGAGAAACCCUUCGAGUGUCCCGAGUGCCACAAGCGUUUCACGCGCGACCACCAUCUGAAGACCCACAUGCGUCUGCACACGGGCGAGAAACCGUACCAUUGCUCCCACUGCGACCGCCAGUUCGUCCAGGUGGCCAAUCUCAGACGUCAUCUGCGUGUCCACACCGGCGAGCGCCCCUACACCUGUGAGAUCUGCGACGGCAAGUUCAGCGACUCCAACCAGCUGAAGUCCCACAUGCUGGUGCACAAUGGUGAGAAGCCGUUCGAGUGCGAACGCUGCCACAUGAAAUUCCGGCGGCGUCAUCAUCUGAUGAAUCACAAGUGCGGCAUUCAGUCGCCGCCCACGCCAGCCCUCUCGCCAGCCAUGAGCGGCGAUUAUCCGAUGGCAGCAGCGGCGGCGGCUGCUGCGGCAGCUGCAGCUUUCGAAAACUCCACAUCGGCCAAGUUCGCUGCCAUGUGCGCCAGCUACGGCUCUGAGGAGUCCAUGGACAUCGCGAGCAGCGCCAGCAUCAACCACAAUAAUAACAACAAUAACAAUAAGCCCAUGUCCUUGGUAGCCAGUAGCGUACAAUCGGAUGAGGAUGCCCCUCUGGACUUGUCCGAGGACGGUGCCAGUUCCGUGGAUGGUCAUUGCAGUAGCAGCAUGGCCCGUCGCAAGGCGCAGGACAUACGGCGAGUGUUCCGCCUACCACCGCCACAGAUCAUGCACGUGCCCAGUGACAUGCCCGAGCAGACAGAGCCCGAGGAUCUGAGCAUGCAUUCGCCACGCUCCACAGAGCUUCAAUCGCCCGCCUCCUCCAUGCACAUGGGCCACGACGACAUCGAUCUCGAUGAGCUCGACGAUGCGGCCGCCCUGUAUUUGCGCCAACAACAACAGCAGCGCCAUGGCCAGGGCGUGGUCGGAGGGGGGUGUCCAAUAUGCCUUCAAAACUCAUCAGAUGAAGCUGGCGGCAUGGACACGAAGAAAAGUUAA